CCCGGAAGUCCCUUCCUCCUGAGACUGCCCUUGGCACCUCGUCCAUUCACUGACUUCCCAGCAGCUUCUGGCCAGACAUCGACCACGUAAAACUCCUCGACAGGCCUCAAAGCCCUUCAUGCCCCGUCCCCGUCCCUUCCCUUCCUUCCCCCUCUCUUCCCUGCACUAAUUCUGGCCCUCUCACCCUCUCUCCGUCACCUCUCUCCAAGCCUCAGCUCUAGGAUUCCCUGGGACCCCUUUGGCUCAAGCUGUGCCCAGGGGUUCGGCCCUCUGCUUUCGCUCCUUCUGACGCGGUUAGCGGUCGCCGAUGUGCUCGUUUCCUGCACAGGAGCUUGCUUCUCUCCCCCCCGGGAAGCGUCACCUCCACCCCGUCCUUCUGCUCCAGCCUCAGGAGGGCCCUGGAUGCCUCGCAGUGCUCCGUCCUGCCCCGGGGCCUUUGCACAGGUGACCUCUUCCGCCUGAAGCCCUCUCCAGCUCUCCACCCCUCGGCUGACUCGGUCUCCCAGCCAGGACUCCGGGUGGCCCCUGCUUCUGGCCAUGGACUCGGCUGGUUGCUUCCUGGCGUCUGUCUACCGAGAUGUGGCUCAUCCGGCCGCUUGUGGAUAAUUGAUUGGUCAGGCCUAAAGCAAUGGCAGGCGCACGGGAGGUGCUCAACGAGCAAGCAUUGAUUGUGCACCCGCUGUAUACCCACCCUCUUCUGGGCAACAGCAUCUGGUGCGGCGAGGCCCGCCCAAAGACCCUGGCUCUCGUGGGGGACCCAGCAUCCGGUGACGCUACACAGAGACAGUGGCUGUAAGUAGAUGUCGUCCCCUGCCUGUGCCAUGGGUCCCCUGGACAGCGUGGAACUCCUUGACCUGCUGUUUGACCAGCAGGAUGGCAUCCUGAGAAAUGUAGAGCUGGCUGAGGGCUGGAGCCUCGCCUCGGAGGGGCAGAAGGUUCUACCACAUUCUGACUCUGAUGACUUCCUGACUUCCAUCCUGGGGCCUGGAGACUCUGACCCCAGCUCCCCCCUAUGGUCCCCCGCCGACAGCGACAGUGGCAUCUCCGAGGAUCUACCCUCAGAUCCCCAGGACACCCCUCCCCGUAGUGGCGCUGGACCAGCUGACACGGCAGCCAGGGGUCAUCCAAGCCAGCAAGGCAAGGGGCCCUGCCCCUCCUACCUGCCCAGGACCCCGUGCCCUGUGCCUCCAAGGACACAAGUCCUUGAGUCCUCCGUGGCUAUUGACCUGGACAUGUGGAGCACGGACACGCUGUACCCAGAGGAGCAGACCGGCUCGCCCUCUCGCUUCAACCUCACCGUGAAGGAAUUGCUGCUAUCUGGUGGCGGUGGGGACUUGCAACAGCAUUCCUUGGCCGCCUCCCAGCUCCUGGGGCCUGGGAAUGGGCAUUGCCAGGAGCUGGUGCUGACGGAGGAUGAGAAGAAGCUGUUGGCUAAAGAGGGGGUGACCCUCCCCACCCAGCUGCCUCUCACCAAGUAUGAGGAGCGAGUGCUGAAAAAAAUCCGCAGAAAGAUCCGGAACAAGCAGUCAGCCCAGGAAAGCAGGAAGAAGAAGAAAGAAUACAUCGACGGUCUGGAGAGCCGGAUGUCAGCGUGUACCGCCCAGAACCAGGAGCUGCAGAGGAAGGUUUUGCAUUUGGAAAAGCAGAAUCUGUCCCUUCUGGAGCAGCUGAAGCACCUGCAGGCCCUGGUGGUCCAGUCCACCAGUAAGCCCGCCCACGCGGGCACCUGCAUAGCGGUCCUUCUGCUGUCCUUCGUCCUGAUCAUCCUCCCCUCCAUCAGCCCUUUCACCUCCAACAAAGCCGACAGCCCCGGAGAUUUCGCGCCAGUGCGAGUGUUUUCCAGGACCCUCCACAACCACGCCGCUCCCCGCGUGGCUCCCGACGUCACCCCCGGGGCCGAGGUCCCAGGACCCUGGCCCGACGCCGGCACGCCCCACCAAGGGCCUCCCUCCGGCAGCCUCGCUGCAGACUGGGGCAAUUUUCUGGAAAUGCCAAUGCUGGGCGGCCCGACGGAAGAGCUGGACAACUCCACCCUGCUGCUGGUCAACUCCACGGAGGAGCUGGGCAGGGCGGCCCUGCUGGCCUGGCUGCAGCCGCUGCUCGGCCCAGGCCGGGUGGGGCUGCAGAUGGCCGAGGAGCAAAUGUGGCUGUCCUGGAUCCCCACGUGGCUCAGGGUCCGUCUGCUGCAGGGUGCCCUGGGAGAGCUGUGACGGGCGGUGACGGGCCCAGACUCACGGACAACCCCCGGCCUGACGGAGCCUCCUGGAGGUGCUGACCCACAGAUUAGGUGGAAGUGGGGCCGCCAGGCACGAAGACGUGAAGAGCCUGGUGUAGGACAUGGCCUAGAUCCCCUUACCCAGACAGACAGACACUUUACACAUAAUCUCGAUCCCCAACUCUCCCUUGAUCACCGGGCAGAUGCAGAGCCUGUGGGGGCCAGGUUUCAACACGGGCUGCGGCUGGACUUUAGAGGGGGUCCUGCCCGAGGACAGCCAUCUUCCUCUUUUCUUUCAGGGAUAGGGUCUCACUCUGUAGACCAGGCUGUCCUUGAACUCACAGAGACGCGCCUGCCUCUGUCCUGAGUGCUGGGAUCACGGGCCUGUGCCACCUGGCUGAUCCCUCCUUUUCUAAGACUGUGUCAUUUUCAAUAAAGUAUUUUGGCAAUA
Meriones unguiculatus (Mongolian gerbil) is the source of this 2666-nucleotide messenger RNA. It is a transcript of the gene Creb3l3, whose product is annotated as cAMP responsive element binding protein 3 like 3. Gene Ontology annotation, biological process: regulation of transcription by RNA polymerase II. The transcript has 11 exons. Gene Ontology annotation, molecular function: RNA polymerase II cis-regulatory region sequence-specific DNA binding; DNA-binding transcription factor activity, RNA polymerase II-specific. Gene Ontology annotation, cellular component: nucleus. NCBI's taxonomy places the organism in Eukaryota, Metazoa, Chordata, Mammalia, Rodentia, Muridae. The coding region runs from base 801 to 2210 and encodes 469 amino acids. The record is from RefSeq and is a predicted model, not a curated record.